This is a messenger RNA of Nelumbo nucifera (sacred lotus), 1173 nucleotides long. It is a transcript of the gene UBC27, whose product is annotated as ubiquitin-conjugating enzyme 27. The record is from RefSeq and is a predicted model, not a curated record. Gene Ontology annotation, molecular function: protein binding. NCBI's taxonomy places the organism in Eukaryota, Viridiplantae, Streptophyta, Magnoliopsida, Proteales, Nelumbonaceae.
CACUUUUCACUGAAAAGGACCUAAAACGGGGUCAAGAGUCCAAACUCACGAAUUAUUUUUGAGAAGUGAAGAACCUCUUUGGCUCUUUACUCUUUCUUUUGAAAAGAAUGGAACUUCACCGGAAGGAUUGACAAGGCUACGGAGAUGGAGUAGGUAGUAGUAGGGUUUCUCUCUCUCUCUCUAUGCCUCUGAGGUCCUUGUGUUUAUCUUUCGUUUCGGUAGAAGAUAACGUUGCAAGAGAAUUCCGAAGUGGGUUCUUGAUCAUUUUCGUCUUACGCAAUCGGUUGAAGAUGGUGGACUUUUCGCGGGUACAGAAAGAAUUGGUGGAUUGCAACAGGGACACAGCUAUCUCUGGGGUCAGCAUAAUGCUCCUUGGAAACGAUCUCUCUCAUCUCUCAGGAACCAUCACCGGCCCCGUUGCCACUCCUUAUGAAGGCGGUACUUUUAAAAUCGAUAUCAGAUUGCCCGAUGGGUAUCCUUUCGAGCCUCCAAAGAUGCAAUUUAUGACAAAAGUUUGGCACCCAAAUAUCAGCAGUCAAAAUGGAGCAAUCUGCUUGGAUAUCUUAAAGGAUCAAUGGAGCCCAGCCCUCACACUAAAAACAGCACUUCUUUCUUUGCAAGCACUGCUUUCUGCCCCUGAACCUGAUGAUCCUCAAGAUGCUGUGGUAGCCCAGCAGUAUCUUCGAGAUUAUCCAACCUUUGUUGGGACAGCACGCUAUUGGACUGAAACUUUUGCCAAGAGGUCAUCCAUUGGAACUGAAGAAAAGAUACAGAAGCUUGUGGAGAUGGGUUUCCCUGAAGGUCUAGUGAGGACAACUUUAGAAGUUGUUGGUGGUGACGAAAACAUGGCUCUUGAGAAACUUUGUUCUGGCUAAAGUGGUCUUGCAGUGGCAUCCAUCUUUACUCGUGUCAAUUUCUAUAUUUCCUUGAGAACCUGGAAUUCGGAAGAAUUUCGAUUUGGAUAUUUACAUACUCAAUAGAAGCCCCCUAUCAUUACUCUUACCGAUCUUUUGUUUCUGAUUACAUCUCCCUUUGCCUCCGUGGCCGUCCUCUGGACUCUGGAGUCACCACAUCCAUAUUGUCGUAAUCUAAUUAACAAGCCAUUUCUGCACAGAACAGUACUGUUAAUGGAGCUUAAACAAAAGACAAGGAAAAAUAUAUUUAGAUAGUGUA